CUGCCCAAAGCUGUGGGCUUGAACCACUCAGGCUCUCACAACAAGGAAGUGACCGACUAACCAGCAGACUAGUUGUCAAGAUGGCACCGAGUGGGCUGAAGGCGGUAGUAGGAGAAAAAAUCCUCAACGGGGUCAUCAAGAGUGUUAAGAAGGAUGGAGAAUGGAAGGUUCUCAUUGUGGAUCACAUGAGCAUGCGGAUUCUGUCCUCUUGCUGCAAGAUGUCUGACAUUUUGGCAGAGGGGGUGACCAUUGUGGAGGACAUCAAUAAACGAAGGGAGCCCAUCUCUAGUCUGGAGGCCAUUUAUUUGAUUUCACCUGUGGAGAAGUCUGUUCGUGCUCUCAUUAACGAUUUCAAAGACGCUGCCUUUACUUACAAAGCAGCACACAUCUUCUUCACUGACACUUGUCCAGAUGGUCUCUUCGCGGAGAUUGGCAGAGCCAGAGUUGCCAAGGUCGUCAAGACUUUAAAAGAGAUCAACGUUGCUUUCCUGCCAUAUGAGUCUCAGGUUUUCUCCCUGGAUGAUCCGACCUCCUUGUUCUCCUUCUAUAGUUCUAAGCCAAAUGAAGAAAAAGAAAAAAUGAUGGAAAAUCUGGCAGAGCAGAUCGCAACCCUGUGUGAUACACUUAAGGAGUACCCUGCAAUCCGUUACCGCAAGGGACCAGAGGAAAAUGCUAGACUGGCUGAGGAGGUCUACCGGCGCCUUACUGCUCACAAAGCUGACAACCCAAGCAUGGGAGAGGGUGCAGAUAAGGCGCGAUCCCAGCUACUGAUUGUUGAUCGUGGCUUUGAUCCCAUCUCACCUAUUCUACAUGAGUUGACCUUGCAGGCAAUGGCCUACGACUUGCUAGAUAUCAAACAGGACAUCUAUGCUUAUCAGACAACCGGCAUUGGGAAUUCAAACGAGAGAGAAGUGUUAUUGGACGAAGAUGAUGAGCUCUGGGUUCAGCUCAGACAUAUGCACAUUGCAGAUGUCACUAAGAAAGUGACAGAGCUUCUUCGUUCCUUUUGUGAGAGCAAGAGAAUGUGCACUGACAAUGCCAACAUAAAAGAUCUCUCUCAGAUGUUAAAGAAGAUGCCACAGUAUCAGAAGGAGCUGAGCAUGUACUCUACUCACUUGCACCUAGCUGAAGCUUGUAUGAAGAAAUUCAAGGCCUCUCUUGAUAAGCUUUGUGAAGUGGAACAGGACUUGGCAAUGGGAGCCAAUGCAGAAGGGGAACCUCUGAAGGAUGCCAUGAAGAGCAUUGUCCCUGUGCUCCUCAACAAUGAAAUUGAGGCAUAUGACAAAAUCCGCAUCAUACUGCUGUACAUAUUCCACAAGAAAACAGGCAUUGGGGAGGAAAACCUUGCCAAGCUCAUCCAGCAUGCAAACAUACAGGCGGAUAGCAACAUCAUCACCAACCUGCAGAACCUGGGCUGUAACAUAAUAGCUGGGGGCCGCAAUGCUGGGAAAACUCUGACAGAUCGGAGGGAGCGCACAGAGAGCACAUAUCAGCUCUCAAGAUGGACACCCAUCAUCAAAGACAUCAUGGAGAGUGCCAUAGAGGACAAACUGGACAGGAAGCAGUGGCCAUUCAUCUCUGAUCCUGCUCCCAUCAACACAACUCAGACUGCAGUCAGCAGUGCACGUUUUGGACACUGGCACAAAAAUAAAACUCCAACAGAAUAUCGCUCUGGCCCUCGGCUUAUUAUAUUUGUGAUUGGUGGGGUGUCACACUCAGAGAUGCGCUCUGCCUAUGAAGUCACUCGAGCCACCGAUGGGAAAUGGGAAGUACUGAUUGGGUCAUCUCAUAUCCUGACUCCAACCAGCUUCCUCAAUGACCUGAAGAGUCUGGACAAAGUUCCUAAUCCUGAUUGUUAGUUUGACGGCGAACAGGGAAGAGCACACUGGAAUCAGGGUCUUUCAUUUGAAAUGAUGGAUUGCUGGUCUUCUGUUGCAGCAUCUAUGACGUUUGAAGUGAGGCAUUUUAGAUGUAUCCAUGGAAGAAAACAUUUGUGAUUCUUUAUUUUAGAAUGUUCUUUUUAUUGUUUGUUAUGAAUUGGGUUCUGUAUACUGCUGUGAUGGAAAUUGUAUUAAAAUAUUUAAUUAGAUUAUUAAUAUUUUGAUUAUUUUACCAAUAUCAUUCAAAUAGUUAUUUUUGUUACUACAAUAAAUAUUUGAUUUCCCUAAUUUUGCACUCAAGCAAUUGCGUCAUUGCCUUAAAACUGGAUCAUCUUGCACCAAAAAUCUUAUUGAGCCUAAUGUAGAUGUAUAUACGUCAGUAGAAGUAUGUAUUGUAUAUUCUUUUUUUCUCAAGGUACCUUUUUUUUUCCUCCCUUAUCUGGGGAAUUUCAUCUCAGACAGAAUGUCUCAACUGCUGUUUAAUGAAAUCUUGCACACUUAUCAUGUACUUUAAUAUAUUGCUGGGAGCAUGUGUGGUGGGUGUUUGUUUCUUUGUUGUUUAAAAAGAGUAAUAAAAGAAACAUAAUAUUCACUUUAAA
Dicentrarchus labrax (European seabass) is the source of this 2479-nucleotide messenger RNA. RefSeq names its product syntaxin binding protein 2 (gene stxbp2). NCBI's taxonomy places the organism in Eukaryota, Metazoa, Chordata, Actinopteri, Moronidae. Bases 81 to 1859 code for a protein of 592 amino acids. Gene Ontology annotation, molecular function: syntaxin-3 binding. Gene Ontology annotation, cellular component: secretory granule; plasma membrane. The record is from RefSeq and is a predicted model, not a curated record. The transcript has 19 exons. Gene Ontology annotation, biological process: intracellular protein transport; neurotransmitter secretion; vesicle-mediated transport.